Schistosoma haematobium is the source of this 1374-nucleotide messenger RNA. RefSeq lists its product as uncharacterized. Gene Ontology annotation, molecular function: metal ion binding. NCBI's taxonomy places the organism in Eukaryota, Metazoa, Platyhelminthes, Trematoda, Strigeidida, Schistosomatidae. The transcript is spliced from 10 exons. The coding region runs from base 1 to 1374 and encodes 457 amino acids. The record is from RefSeq and is a predicted model, not a curated record. Gene Ontology annotation, cellular component: mitochondrion.
AUGGAAAAUUGUAACUCGAUUUUUGACUGUCAAGUAGCCAGAGAUUUCAUAGUCUAUGCAGUAUCUGGUUUCAACACAAAUAUGGAUAAGCUUACGCAUGUAUUAUCUGAAACAGUUCUUAGAGCAAAAUUUACUGAGGAAGAGAUUGAAAUGGCAGCUAAAAGUAUUUCCUUUGAACUUGAAGCUUUGGAAAGAUCACCACCAGUUGAACCAAUUAUGAAUGAAUUAUUACAUGUGACUGCUUAUAAAAAUAACACACUUGGCUUGCCAAAAUAUUGUCCUAAACAGAAUUUAGAUAAAAUUAAUCGCGAAGAUAUCAUCAAAUUUGUUGCCAUUCAAUUCAAACCAGAAAACAUGGUGAUAGCUGGUGUCGGAAUUGAACAUGAUGCACUAGUAAAGUCUGUAGAGAAAUACUUUAUUCCAACAGUGCCUAAUGUAUCUUACGAAAAGGCGGCUAAUGAUCUGCCUUCACCUGUCACUACUGUCUCCGAAUAUACCGGUGGUUAUUACAAGUUAGAACGUGAUCUAUCACAAUAUCAUGCACCAAUGCCUGAAUAUGCUCAUGUUGGCAUCGGUUUUGAAUCAUGCAGUUAUACAGAUCCACAAUUUGUACCAGCAUGUGUACUUCAUUCAUUACUUGGUGGAGGUGGAUCUUUUUCAGCUGGUGGACCUGGCAAGGGUAUGUAUACUCGACUAUAUCUAAAUAUUUUAAAUCAACAUCACUGGGUAAACUCAGCACAGGCUGAAAAUCAUGCUUAUGCUGAUACAGGAUUAUUCACUAUUAUUGGCAGUUCAUUUCCAACUUAUCUAGAUCGUUUAGUCUAUACUUUGAUUAAUGAAUUGCACCAUACUAUAUCAUCUUCAAUAUCACAUGAAGAGUUGUCGAGAGCUAAACAUCAGUUGAAAUCUAUGCUUCUAAUGAAUUUAGAAACUCGUGCUGUUAGUUUUGAAGAUAUUGCCCGUCAGGUGCUUACAUCUGAUGUGAAACGUGAACCAGACUAUUGGGUUGACCAAAUAGACAAAGUAACAGAAAAUGAUCUUCAUGAACUUCUUCAUCGUAUGAUUUAUCGAUGUAAACCAACAUUAGUCGGUUUUGGAAAAGUUGACAAGUUACCAUCAUUAGAAGAUACUGUUUCUCUAUUAAAUAAUGAAUCAUAUAAAGAUAAGAAAUUAAAGACAAAAUAUAAAAUGUCUACCUAUCCAAACAAGGUAGUAGAAAAAGAAGAAGAAGAAGAAGAAGAAGAAGAAGAAAUACAUUGUUUUGUAUCAGAUGGGGUUUUGUGGAGUUACCGAAAUAAGAUGGGACUAAAAAUGUUAAUUCCAACAGAGAAUGUCUUGUUGUUGUACAAUGGGGAAAAUUCAACUAAUCACUAA